CGACGUCUCUUGAUUUAAGAAAGCUUCUUUGGGCCCUCCCCAUGCACACUGUAAAAGCAUGAAGGACAUGGGGAUAGUGACCACACAACUACUCACAGAAGGCUAGCGCACGGCAAGGACAUACUCAUUGCAAACAGGUGCCGUCUAAUGAGUUGUUUCCACUUGAAGCAUGCGUGGCUUACCAACAGAAAACAAUUAACCACAGUUAAAAUAUGUCAGACAGAAUCGUCGACGAAGAACCAGUUAGCGUAACUCACACAGGACCAAAGGGUGUCAUCAAUGACUGGCGUAAAUUUAAACUGGAGAGCAUGGACCAGGAGGCUUUACCUCCUAGCAAACGAGAGCUGCUGAGACAGAUGUCUUCUCCCCAGAAACCUAAAGACACUUCAGUGGGUGGCUUGAAUCGCAAGAUGAGCGCCCAGGAGUAUGAACUGAUAAAAGAGGAUGAUGAAAAGAGCCUACGUAAGUACCGUAAGCAGUGCAUGCAAGAGAUGCAUGAACGCCUGAGCUUCGGGCCUAAAUUUGAGGGUGUGCAUGAGCUUGACGAUGGCGAGGCCUUUCUGGAGGUGAUCGAGAAGGAGCACCGUGUCACUGUGGUUGUGGUGCACAUCUAUAAGGAUGGAGUUCGGGGGUGUGAUGCGCUCAACAGUUGCCUGGAUUGUCUGGCCAGCGAAUACACUAGUGUUAAAUUUUGCCGCAUUAAUGCAGUCUCUACGGGCGCUGGCGAGCGUUUCUCAGAUGAGGUGCUGCCAGCCUUGUUGGUGUACAAAGCAGGAGAGCUUCUGGGAAACUUCCUGGCUAUCACGCAGCAUUUUAAUGAGGAAUUUUUCGCUACUGACGUAGAGGCUUUCCUCAACGAGUAUGGACUGCUUCCAGAGAAGGAGUUAAACCCUGGUCAUGAAGCAGAUGUGGAGUGAUGAAGGAUGGCAGAGAUUCGAAAGGGAUGACAUGAAGAGAAUAAGUUGCAUUACAACUCUAGAUCAAUCACACAUAUAGGUAAAUAGGCGGAGUAUAGGCUGUGUUUUGUGGCUGCUUGAACACAUUCGACCACCUGAAAUACCACACUACCACAAAAGCAAUCCGGCCGAAUGCUUUUUCGACUACCUCUGCAUGAGAUUGAAAGGGGAUGAGCUCAAAACAGUUCACAUCUCGUUUACAGCUAUAUUUAGCGUUGUCCACCUGUGAUCCGAUCGACUAAACCACAUUUUGCUCACGGGUGUAAACAGCCUCUUAUAUCAAUUAUUAAAAUAUAUUUAAAUACAAGUCCUGUUUCACACGUAAACAAAUAGACAGGAUAAUACAUGUAAAAUAGAUAAUGAAUUAGAUGUUUGGUGCAAUACUUAUGUACAUACUGUAAAUGUGUGUUUGCAUGUAGCCAAAAAUGAUAAUAUUGGGGUUAAAGGGACACUCCACUUUUUUUGAAAAUAGGCUAAUUUUCCAGCUCCCCUAGAGUUAAAAAAUUGAUUUUUACCAUUUUGGAAUCCAUUCAGCCGAUCUCCAGGUCUGGCGGUACCACUUUUAGCAUAGCUUAGCAUAA
Molecule: messenger RNA, 1537 nt
Organism: Misgurnus anguillicaudatus (oriental weatherfish)
Lineage: Eukaryota; Metazoa; Chordata; Actinopteri; Cypriniformes; Cobitidae
Gene: pdcb
Product: phosducin b
Biological process (GO): regulation of G protein-coupled receptor signaling pathway
Cellular component (GO): photoreceptor outer segment
Source: RefSeq, a predicted model, not a curated record